Molecule: messenger RNA, 1349 nt
Organism: Drosophila pseudoobscura
Lineage: Eukaryota; Metazoa; Arthropoda; Insecta; Diptera; Drosophilidae
Exons: 2
Coding region: 314-1033 (239 amino acids)
Source: RefSeq, a predicted model, not a curated record
UUAUUUUCAAAAUAUAUCGUAAAUAUACCGAUGAAAUACAACGUACGCAAGAUUGCGCACGAUCGCGCACACACACGCCAUCCCGCUCGCACUCAAGGCGUCGCCGGCCUACAAUACAUGUCAAAGUCUGUUUAGUAGCAAAACAGAAGCAGCGCUAAAAGGCAAAAUAAAUCUGACAAAAUUAGCCUUAUGUCGCGAUAAUACAUAUAGAUAUAAGUAAUAUAUAGAAACGACAGACGCGCGAGACUCUGUGGAAGAUAUUACCUUGUUGACGUAUUCGGCGGUAGUUACUUAAUAGAAUACGGCCACAGAAAUGGAGUCCAAUAAAGCCUAUUUGCGGGAGAAGUACCAGGGCUUAUGUAAUUACUUGGAACGCGAUACGUUGGGCAGUGAGUUGGUCAUUUACGGAACCUCGGCUCUGAUGCUGGCGGUGGCCUACGCCAAGCGGAAACCUGCCUAUCUGGUGCGCCAGUUCAAGCAGCCGUCGCACAUCCCCGAGCGCAUCAUCAACGAGCGCAUUAUGCACACGGGCAAGAUCAGCGGCGUGCAGCAGCGGGAUCAGGACACAUUGUUGAUGAUCAAGCACCGCCCGCUCAUACCCAUCUUUACUAGCAGCACGCGCCUGCUCCCGGUGAAGCUUCCAGGCGUCAGCGUCAACGCCAAUGGCUUUUCCUGGCUGCAGCAGUGCCUCGUGGGACGGGAGGCCACCUUCAUCCCACUGAACAAGGGCGGAAAGAAGGACUACAUUGUGUGCCAGCUCUGUCUGGUCCAUCCGCCCAAGGGCAACCGAUUGCUGGAUGUCUCCGAGACGCUGCUCAAGCUGCGCUUUGCAAAGUUCGCUCAGGAUUUGGCCUCCGGGGUGAAGCGCAACGGCAAAUACUACAAGCACCUAAAGCGGGUCGAGGAGACCACCGCCGAGAAGGAAGCCUGGCUGUCCUGGGCGGCACGCUAUCCCUAUAUCUGGCGGCGCUACAACGAGCUGAAGGCCUGGCUCCUGCCCAAGGAGAAGCUGCUGCCCGAGCUGGUUCGCUAAUCCCGCACGGUGUCGGGAUCUCAAUACUGACCGAGCGUAUUGUUAACAUAUGUAGUUCUAAGUUCCAAGGCCGUUGACGAAACGAAAUGAAACUGAAAAUCCGAUCCGAUUCCCAACCGCACUCCAGACCGUACGAGUACGUGUACGUGAUUGCGUGCUAAUUUUCCCACUCAAAUCGAAUCAAAAUGCUGGCAUUUUUUUAAAUAAACAAAAUAUUGAAUUUGUUUUGGAUGACAUCAGUGCGUGGCUGUGUGUGCGCGACCCUGCAUUUGUGUGCCGCUGCUUCCCAAAUAAAACGAUAAAAUACUUAAUGCUA